AUGAAUCAUGCUGUUAUGCGGCGGCCCGCACGCACCAUUUGGCGCAAUGAGCAAGACGUGCUGUUGGUGUCGCUUCUGACUGAAUAUCGCACGCUUUUGGACAAUCGCAGUGAUGCUCGUCAUCACGCGGCACGGACCCUCAAGCAGUUUUGGGACCUCAUUGCCCGGGAACUCACAGCACGAUACCACAUAGUACGAAAUGCUCGACAAUGCAAGGAUCGUUUCCGGCUGCUUUAUACGCGAGGAAUCCGCAACACGCACAAUGGUAUCGAUCCGCAAACGGGCGUGGACGCGCUAUGUCUCGAACUGAACCAAAUGUUUUACCUGGACGCCAGAAACAACAUCAAUCUGCUCCUGGAAGGCGAUCAGCACAACAGAAGGCUGCAAGUUCAGGACGAAGAUAAUAGCCUGGAAGAAGACUCCAAGGAACAUGGUGACAUGAACGAAACACACGAUGAAAUCACUAUUGACGAAGAUAAACCAUACCUUCAGCCUGUCCCGCAACAGCUUCACCGCAGUAAGAUCUCAACGGAAUCUGGAACCAAUCCCACAGCAGUGCCCUUAAUUACAGAUCCGGUUGUUUGCUCGCUACCGCCUGCGGUGCCUGCUCUCCCUGCACCUCCGCCGCCGCCGCCGCCUUUUGCUCCAGUGUAUCAGGAUCCGCAAAUUCAGCUACUGAUGGACCAAGUUCUGAUGCUGGAUCGCCAGGUAGCCGACCUAUAUGCACGUCUGGAAGAAUUGGGUGAUAGUACCCAUCGCCGAUUUGAGCAAGUGUUGGGUGACAGCGCAGAGUACGCAUCACGUGCUAGAUCUCAAAAUACGAGUUCGACAUUAGGCUCAACCGUAUCAAACCCAGUAGUGCAAAUUAAUCCAAUACAUCACCAACAUCAACAGCUGCAAUCUCAAGCACAUCGUUCGCUUGCUAGCGUCGCGUUCCGUCCCGCUUUUCCGCCUCCCGUACAACGUGCUGAGCAGCAGACUUCACGACCAGUUUCCAAUGCAUCUUCAGCACAUUCCGAACCUCCGCCUCCUCCACGUUCGGCCAGCCCCAGGUCACGUACGGGUCCUCAAACAAGAUCUCGAAACUCUUUAUCAUGA
Messenger RNA from Lachancea lanzarotensis, 1098 nucleotides. RefSeq names its product LALA0S15e00584g1_1. Bases 1 to 1098 code for a protein of 365 amino acids. Lineage: Eukaryota; Fungi; Ascomycota; Saccharomycetes; Saccharomycetales; Saccharomycetaceae. The transcript has a single exon. The record is from RefSeq and is a predicted model, not a curated record.